Messenger RNA from Onthophagus taurus, 1912 nucleotides. RefSeq names its product equilibrative nucleoside transporter 1-like. The record is from RefSeq and is a predicted model, not a curated record. Lineage: Eukaryota; Metazoa; Arthropoda; Insecta; Coleoptera; Scarabaeidae. Gene Ontology annotation, molecular function: nucleoside transmembrane transporter activity. Gene Ontology annotation, cellular component: plasma membrane. Gene Ontology annotation, biological process: nucleoside transmembrane transport.
UGCAGAACUCGUUCAAUCAAAUCGUAAAAAUUCAUUCGGAAUUUUAUCACUAAACAAUUUAUGUCAACGAAUUAAUAAAUCAAUCAGUCAAUACUUCAUAACCUUGAAUGGUUUAAAAUUGAAAGAAAAAUUUUCUGUGGAUAAAUUUGAUUUGGUUUUGUAUAAAAAAAAUGGAACUUGAGAAUAGUGAGGAACCACCAGAUCGUUUUAAAAUGGUUACAAUAAUUUGUCUUUUACAAGGAGUUGGGGUUUUGAUUUCUUGGCAUAUGUUUAUAAAUGCUUGGGAUUAUUUUACAGAUUAUAAAUUGUGCCACAUUAACGGAACCGAUAAGGUUCCAAGUCCUUAUGUAGGUUAUUUCAUGCAAUAUUUAACAUUUACUGCUCAACUUCCCAACGUAAUAUUUACUUUUAUAAACGCUUUCGUUCGAAUUGGGGGUGGUUUAUCAUUUCGAAUUUUGGGUUCAUUAUCGAUCGUGCUAGCCGUGUUCAUUUUCACGUUAACCUUGUCUUUCAUCGAAAUGGAAAAUGUGGGCGCAUUUUUCUGGAUGACAAUGUGCUCGGUCGCUUUAAUGCAAGUUUUCAACGCGAUUUAUCAAAAUUCGUUGAUGGGAAUGGCCGCUAUUUUACCUCCGUGGUACAUUGGAUAUAUAAUUAUAGGAAACAACGUUUGCGGAACGUUCACUUCGAUAACAAAACUCGUAUCGAAAUCAAUCGGUGGAAAUCAUAAAGCUACCGCUAUUUACUACUUUAGCACGGCUAUUUUCGUUUUAGUGGUUUGCUUGGUUGUUUUAAUACUCCUAAAAUUAAUCAGAUUUUACAAAUAUUAUUUGGAUGUUCAUACGGCUUAUAGACAUAGAUCAACUUUUUUUUCUGCUCAUGAACCUGCUCAAGAAAGGCCUUAUUGGCUACUUAUUAAACAAACUUCUACACAACUUUAUAAUGUAUUCAUGACAUUUAUGGUAACAUUAACUUGUUUUCCUGCAAUAUUAUCAAAUAUAAAAAGUGGCGAUGACAACUUUUUUAUUUCAACAAAUUAUUACGGGGACGUGAUGUGUUUUUUAAAUUUUAAUGUAUCCGCUAUGAUUGGCUCAAUUGUUGGUGGAUUUUAUGUUUUUCCGAAACCCCGGUUUAUAUGGAUAGCUGUAACAAUAAGGAUUAUUUUCAUCCCAAUUUUUCUUUUUUGCAACUACACCCCUCCCGUUCCCGACGAAGCCCGAAGAGUGGGAGUUUUAAUCUACAACGAUUAUGUUUAUUUAAUUUUCGGAAUGGUUCAUGGAUUUACUUGUGGAUAUUAUACGAGUGCUUGUUUGAUGAUAAUUCCAGGGAUGGUUGAUAAACAAUAUGCGCAUAUAGCUGGGAUGUUAGGAGGAGUGGUUUUAAUUUUGGGAAUUUUUUUCGGGAUAAUGUUAGCGUUUCUUUGGCCGUUAAUUAUGUGGGAAAGCGUUUAAGAAAAAUUAAACCUUAAUAAAUCUCGUGUCGUAGUUAAUUAUUUCUAAAGAAAAGGUGAUCCUUAAAUCUACACUAUAUAGAUGGGGGUUUUCUCCGUGUACGAGUUAUUAAAACUUCCGGGUUGGUCCGGAAAAAUCAUAACUCGCUAGAUUUUUACGACGUGUUAGUUCGCUCGCGUUCCUCGACCUCACCCUCUUUUCGUUCCCUCAUCGUAAAUAAUAAACUUAAGUAUCGGAGUCUGCGCGUGCGAACCUGAAACUGUCGGAAACUGUCGUAAAUUCUCACCGGGAUAAACCGCGUGGAGAAAACUUUCGCACCUCGAUAGUUAUAUCGAAGCCAACUUUUUCCGUAUUCGAGAAACGUGUGCCAACUUUGGAAGCCGUUUUCUGAUUGGCCAAUGCACCUGAAUACUUGAUAGACUGUGCAAAGAGGUAUUUGGUACAAAAACUUUGUCGCAGAAUUU